Oncorhynchus gorbuscha (pink salmon) is the source of this 5363-nucleotide messenger RNA. RefSeq names its product long-chain fatty acid transport protein 1-like. Gene Ontology annotation, biological process: phosphatidylinositol biosynthetic process; phosphatidylcholine biosynthetic process; response to insulin. Lineage: Eukaryota; Metazoa; Chordata; Actinopteri; Salmoniformes; Salmonidae. The coding region runs from base 887 to 2806 and encodes 639 amino acids. Gene Ontology annotation, cellular component: mitochondrial inner membrane; plasma membrane. The record is from RefSeq and is a predicted model, not a curated record. Gene Ontology annotation, molecular function: long-chain fatty acid transmembrane transporter activity; long-chain fatty acid-CoA ligase activity; fatty acid transmembrane transporter activity. The transcript has 12 exons.
CUAUUUGGGCGGUGCUGUUGGGGGUCGUCGCAAUGCAAUAACAUUCAAUAUGGAGUACCUAGUACUGUGAUUCUUAUAUUUCGGCUACUACAAAUAGAUAAGUAUCCAUUAACUGUCUAGUCGUUCAUCAUUUAGUGAAUCUGUUUCAGAAUUCUUUAGAGCGCGUAGGCUAUGCAUUUGAUGUUCAUAAAUUGAUGCAUUGUUACAUGAGGCGUUGUUCUAAUAGCAAUUUGGUGCGGUGACAGUUAAACUGUUGUAACAUUUAGAUACGUAUUAAUGUAGCAAUAUUUCAAAUGAUAAAUGUUAUCUUUGCAACGAACUCAACAGCGUGUGGUGGCGAUUCGAAUUUGUAUACAAGCCUGGUAGUGGUUAAAGCGCUAUUGAACGUUUUGAAGAAUACUCGGUUACUAGGUGAAAGGUUAGGGACAUCGCUCUCAAAUAGUUCGUCGUCGGGUCGUGUAUGAUAAUAAGUAAGAGACCAGGCCUACGCUCUGUAGGCAACGCUGCAUUAUAUGAUAACAUUUUUGCACAGUGCACUUUAACUAGCCUGCCUAAAAUAACAAAUAAAUCACGGUUCAAACACCAACUAUACAGUAUGUAAUCCUAUAAGCCAUGCUAUAAGGUCGAGGCUACCUCGCAUUUAAUUUUAAUUAAUUACAUAUAUUUACAUUUUCACUGUUGAAAUUAGUCAAGUUAGGCAGUCAAGUUAGUCAUUUUUAUAAGAGAGACUGGUCCAAAAGCACUCUUACCUCUGUCCUCCACUGCCACGUGUAGUACACCCUCUAUCCUUACCCCUCUGCCAUUACAUUUGAACACCAUGCUGUAGGCCUGUCUCGCUCACUUAUCCCACCCUUAUAACCCUUUGAAACUCCUCUCCACUGCUAGGAUGCGCAAUGCAGCGAGUGCCUCUUUGUCUCUGGGAUCGCUGGGUCUGCUGCGUCUCUUCGGGGUCCCCUGGUCCUGGAGCUUAGCAGCAGGCUUCGGGGUCUUUCUGGGCACAGGUGGUUGGAAGUACCUCUACAUCGUAGUCCGUACUGCCAAAAGAGACCUAAAUGGCCUUUACGUGUUGUUACGAGUCAAGAUAGCCUUGUGGCACCACCUACGGCGCAACAGCAAUAUCCCCUCCAUCUUUGCCCAGACAGUGAGGCAGCACCCAAAUAAACCCGCCCUCAUCUACGAUGCCACAGGAGAGACGUGGACCUUCACCCAGCUGGACCUGCUGUCUAAUGCUGUGGCCCAAUGGGCUCUGGCCCAGGGCUGGGCCCCGGGGGAUGUGGUGGCCCUCUUCAUGGAGAGCCGGCCCUUGCAGGUGGCCCUCUGGCUGGGCCUGGCCAAGGUGGGGGUGGAGGCAGCACUCAUCAACUUCAACCUGCGGAGGGACGCUCUCCUGCACUGUGUUGGAGUGUCUGUGUCCAGAGGGAUCGUGUUCGGAGCCGAGCUGGCUGGUGCCAUGUUGGAGGUGAGCUCAUCCCUGAGCCCGUCGAUGGUGCGGUUUUGUACAGGAGAGCUCAGUGUAGACUGUCUGGCCUCCCUGUCUGCCCAGAAUCUGGACUAUAUCCUGGCCUCGGCCCCUACACUGCCCCCUCCUUCCUGCAUCCCACCCAAGAGCUUCAAUGGCACCACAGGACUCCCGAAAGCUGCCAUUGUGGUGCACAGUCGGUAUUACCGUAUCGCUGCUUUUGGCUACCACGCUUUCCGCAUGCGCCAGGAUGACAUCAUCUAUGACUGCCUUCCUCUCUACCAUUCUGCAGGUAAUAUCAUGGGUGUAGGCCAGUGUCUCAUCAAUGGACUCACUGUGGUGGUGAAGAAGAAAUUCUCAGCCAGUCGCUUCUGGGAAGAUUGCAUCAAGCACAACUGCACUGUGGUGCAGUACAUAGGGGAGAUCUGUCGCUACCUGCUGUCCCAGCCGGUGCGGCCUUCUGAGAAGGGUCACCGGGUUCGCCUGGCGGUGGGGAAUGGGCUGCGCCCUAGCGUCUGGGAGGCCUUCACCGAGCGCUUUAGGGUGGCCCAGGUUGGGGAGUUCUACGGAGCCACCGAAUGCAACUGUAGCAUCGCCAACAUGGACGGCAAGGUGGGAGCUUGUGGGUUCAACAGCCGCAUCCUGCCCAAUGUGUACCCAAUCUGCCUCAUGAAAGUGGAUGAGGAGACCACAGAGCUGGUGAGGGACAAGCACGGCCUGUGUGUGCCCUGCCGUCCUGGGGAGCCAGGGCUGCUGGUGGGAAGGAUCAACCAACAGGACCCGCUACGGAGGUUUGAUGGCUACGCCAACCAGGAUGCCACCAGGAAGAAGAUUGCCAACAACGUCUUCAAGAAAAAUGACUCGGCAUAUCUGUCAGGGGAUGUGUUGGUGAUGGAUGAGCUAGGCUACAUGUACUUCCGGGACCGCAGUGGAGACACGUUCCGCUGGAGAGGAGAGAACGUCUCCACCACCGAGGUGGAGGGAACACUGAGUGGUCUGCUGGGCCAGGCCGAUGUGGCUGUGUAUGGGGUAUCUGUACCAGAUGUGGAAGGGAAGGCAGGGAUGGCUGCCAUCGCAGACCCAACAGGGACAUUUGACUGUGAUGUGUUCCUGCGAGAGGUCCAACAGGCCCUGCCCCCUUACGCCCGUCCCGUGUUCCUACGCAUCUCCCCACAAGUAGACACCACAGGUACCUUUAAAAUCCAGAAGACCCGGUUGCAGAGGGAGGGAUACGAUCCGCGCUUAUCAACUGAUCAGAUUUACUUUUUGAACUCCAGAGCAGGGCGUUAUGAGGCUGUGAAUGAGGAGCUACACAGUGCUAUAGUGGAGGGUAGAAUGGCUCUAUGAGAUGGACUAUUUUAAGAUGGGUUUACACAACACGUUUAUGAGACUGCUUUGAGCCACAGCUUGUUGUAGCUACGUUAAAUCUAAUCACAACUGUUUUCACGAGACACUGUGGUAUGGACAAUCCUCACGACCAAGUGAGGAAUCUUGUAGUGUGUGAACCCUAUCUGUGCCACAUGGUUUAGCGUGUGAGCCCGGUCUGUGCCACAUGGUUUAGUGUGUGAGCCCUGUCUGUGCCACAUGGUUUAGUGUGUGAACCUUGUCUGUGCCACAUGGUUUAGUGUGUGAACCUUGUCUGUGCCACAUGGUUUAGUGUGUGAACCCUGUCUGUGCCACAUGGUUUAGCGUGUGAGCCCGGUCUGUGCCACAUGGUUUAGUGUGUGAACCCUGUCUGUGCCACAUGGUUUAGCGUGUGAGCCCUGUCUGUGCCACAUGGUUUAGUGUGUGAGCCCGGUCUGUGCCACAUGGUUUAGCGUGUGAGCCCGGUCUGUGCCACAUGGUUUAGCGUGUGAGCCCGGUCUGUGCCACAUGGUUUAGUGUGUGAACCCUGUCUGUGCCACAUGGUUUAGCGUGUGAGCCCGGUCUGUGCCACAUGGUUUAGCGUGUGAGCCCGGUCUGUGCCACAUGGUUUAGUGUGUGAACCCUGUCUGUGCCACAUGGUUUAGCGUGUGAGCCCGGUCUGUGCCACAUGGUUUAGCGUGUGAACCCUGUCUGUGCCACAUGGUUUAGUGUGUGAGCCCGGUCUGUGCCACAUGGUUUAGCGUGUGAGCCCGGUCUGUGCCACAUGGUUUAGCGUGUGAGCCCGGUCUGUGCCACAUGGUUUAGCGUGUGAGCCCUGUCUGUGCCACAUGGUUUAGCGUGUGAGCCCGGUCUGUGCCACAUGGUUUAGCGUGUGAGCCUUGUCUGUGCCACAUGGUUUAGCGUGUGAGCCCUGUCUGUGCCACAUGGUUUAGUGUGUGAGCCCUGUCUGUGCCACAUGGUUUAGUGUGUGAGCCCUGUCUGUGCCACAUGGUUUAGUGUGUGAGCCCUGUCUGUGCCACAUGGUUUAGUGUGUGAGCCCUGUCUGUGCCACAUGGUUUAGUGUGUGAGCCCUGUCUGUGUCACAUGGUUUAGUGUGUGAGCCCUGUCUGUGCCACAUGGUUUAGUGUGUGAACCCUGUCUGUGCCACAUGGUUUAGUGUGUGAGCCCUGUCUGUGCCACAUGGUUUAGUGUGGCACCACUACAUUGGCAAGACAACAAAAUACUACAGGAAAGACGGUCGUUUAGUGCGAGAGGCUCAGCCAUGUUAGGAUCAUGAAAGUCAUGUAGUGCACACCGGCUUUAGGAAAGUGACUGUCAAGGUGUCAGAUACUGGAGACUGUGAUAUGCUGGAGUGGAACAGCCUUAUCAUGCCUUUAUAAUGCAUUGUAAGACUUGUCAUAAGCAUGCAUGACCCCUUAUAAUGUCUUAUCAACUCAUAAUGAUCCUGUCUAAACAUCCAGCAAUUUUUUGUCAGUUGAUAUUUUCAUACCUUGUGAAAAAUAACAUAGUAUUAUAAAGGCUCAUCUGUGCUUAGAACACGUUAUAAAGCAGUACACCUGCAGGCUUUAAGUAGUGUUAUUGCUGAAGUCUCCAUGUAUUAGUGUUUCUCCCUGGAUCUAGUCUAGAUCAGGGGACUGAAGGGCUACUGGUCAAUCAAUAGGGAAACCUUAGUACUGUUACAAAACCAUCUUUUAACACUGUAUCAAUAACAUCCAAGGGCAAGGUUGGAUGAGGGCAUUUUCCCCUUUUGUAUUUCUUCAUUUGUGUUGUUUCUUAGUUUAGCCAAAUGAAAACGUUCAAGCCUUCAACACUACGAUGCACAGAGCAGAGCAAGUUUUCACAUGAAACCAGGAUGUCUGUUACAAUGACAGCAUUUGUCUGUUUGUUACAAUGAGAGUGUAAAGGCAAUGAGAGCUGGGACUGAAUAUACCACAGUCGUUGAGAUACCAGUCUCUUGAAGAUUGUGUUCCAGGCUAUUUGCUCCCAACCUUGUAAUAGUAGUGUGCCACCUUGUAAAGAACAAAAUACUGAACAGAUUUUUAGCAAUACUUGAGUGUCCAUGUUGGAUGAAGUGUUGCUACCUGUGUGUUAGUAGUAUGAUAGAACAUGCCACAGCUGAACAUGCCUCUUAUUCCGAACACUAACUGUAGGAGUUUCGAUUGAGAUGACAUUUCUUUAAUGUAAAACUUAACCUGAUUACGUAACAUGUUUGAAGUAAUGGAUGAUAUGCACUGACUGACCACUCAGGUUCACACACAUUGAUAUUAUGUGCCUUGUGGGAACCCUGUGGAAGCCCUGUGUGUCCUGGAACUAUUGGGGUUUUAUGCUCAACCUGACUAGGGAACUCCAAUACAUAAGAACAUUAUUUAAACAAUAUCUUCAAAAUCUGUCAAUUAGUCAGCGAUCAUGGUUGUCCUAUUAUUAUGUAAUAAAGCAAUUUCUCAGAGUAAUAUUGUAGAUGGAAUUGAUUGGGAACAUUACGUCUCCAUUUUCAUACAUUUGUUUAGGUGUAACUCAAAAUAAAGGUUUAUAAAAGACA